AUGCAGAACUCAACGGUAACUAACAAUAACGGCAAACACCAGGACUACACCAACAGUGAUAUAAGUUCACUGCCAAUGGCAACACUGACAUCGGUAAACGUCACUAUCAGCGAUAUUAUACCAUACGUUGGCUGUGUAACAAUUGACCGGCCCCUUUCCGACUACCUUAAUCAAUUCACCGAGAUGGAGGGCAUUAAACUGACCGAGCUGUUCGCAUCAAUGGCCGUAUACAGGGAGCCAAUAAUACCGGCCAUCGCCAUAUCCCUGCGCCCUCUGGUGGGCACCGAUAUGUUUGAUGUGGUGUUUGGCCGACUCGGACUACAGUUGAUAAGUAUGAUUGAGAUGUGCAAACAAUUGACCGGGUUCAAAAGCAUAUGCGAUGAUGAUCAAAUGAGCUACUUGGGCUCAGUUGACAACUUUGACCCUAUCAAUAAUCGGUGGAUGUAUAAAAUGGAUAAUACCAACGCACUUAUGGUGUAUUUAAGUGAGCAUGGUCCAAAUAUAGCCGAUAUGUUUAAAAAGUUUUUGCAUGGUAUUUGUUAUGAAUGGGACUCGGACGGUACGCUUAUGGUCCUGUUAACAGCAAUAAUACUGUUUAAUCCAAAUCGCCCAUCGCUUAUACAUAGAGAAGUGGUAAAAUUUCAACAAUACGUUUACAAAUAUUUAUUAAAACGGUAUUUACUAUUGAAAUAUCGGACGGAAUUUGUGUCGCAAACAAAAUACACUAAACUUAUGGACAUUUUAACGGAUUUACAACAUUUGGGCGAAAGUCAGAGACAAUUGGUGAGUGAAUAG
This is a messenger RNA of Medioppia subpectinata, 795 nucleotides long. NCBI's taxonomy places the organism in Eukaryota, Metazoa, Arthropoda, Arachnida, Sarcoptiformes, Oppiidae. The record is from the annotation of a GenBank genome assembly.